UGCACCCGUGCGUCCUACAGUAACGCCGCGUCUGCCUGCCUGAAACCAGCCCGAAUGUUCCUGCCGUAUGGCGGAUUCUUCCGGACUCGGAUGACCCUCCGGCCAGAAGUUAGAUUACGUGCAGUGGCGGAGUCGCCUUUGGGCAAAGGUCCCUGUGGCCGGGGGGUUCCAGUGGGCAGGGCUCCCCUCUUAACCACCUCCGCCUUUCUCCUCCGCUCAGCCACGCCAUCUGCACCCCGCAGCAUCGAGGCCAAGAUCAACGGCUCGGUGGCCGUGUUGGAGUGGAGCGAACCCUUGGAAAACGGUGGCCGAGAUGACGUGGCUUAG
This is a messenger RNA of Sphaerodactylus townsendi, 327 nucleotides long. Its product is annotated as ephrin type-B receptor 3-like. The coding region runs from base 55 to 327 and encodes 90 amino acids. NCBI's taxonomy places the organism in Eukaryota, Metazoa, Chordata, Lepidosauria, Squamata, Sphaerodactylidae. The transcript has a single exon. The record is from RefSeq and is a predicted model, not a curated record.